CUCCUCGGUGGUAUAUAAAGAGCUGAGAAUCAAUUGGAAAAGCAUCAGUUGGUUUUCUGAAUACUUUCAAGCUAAAUAAUUCUCCUGAACAUGCAGGUUCUCACCAUCGCCCUCUUCCUCGGCAUCGUCGCCACUGCCAGCGCAUGCGCUUCGAUGGCUGCGCCUGGUACUACGGUUACCACUGUUACCACCAGUGUCACCACUGUCUCUGCUGAUGAGGAAAGCACCGGCAUUCUCAGCGCUAACGAACGCAGCCUCAUCCGCAAGACAUGGGACCAGGCCAAAAAGGAUGGUGAUGUCGCUCCCCAGGUUCUUUUCCGCUUCAUCAAGGCCCACCCCGAAUACCAAAAGAAGUUCAGCAAGUUCGCCGAUGUUCCUCAAUCCGAGCUUUUGACCAACGGUAAUUUCUUGGCCCAGGCCUACACCAUCUUGGCCGGUUUGAACGUCGUCAUCCAGUCCCUGUCCAGCCAGGAAUUGUUGGCCAACCAACUGAAUGUUCUCGGUGGUGCCCACCAGCCCCGUGGAGUGACCCCUGCCAUGUUCGAGGAAUUCGGUGUUAUUGUCGAACAAGUUCUCGAGGAAGAGCUUGGAAACGGCUUCAGCGCUGAGGCCCGACAAGCCUGGAAACACGGAAUUCACGCUUUGGUUGCUGGCGUAUCAAAGACCUUGAAGAACCCAGAAGAUUUGGCUGAUCCCCAGACUAAACUGACCCUCCACCAGAUCCGCGAUGUCCAGAGGAGCUGGGAAAACAUCAGGAGCGGUCGCAACGCCCUCGUCUCAUCCAUCUUCGUCAAGCUUUUCAAGGAGACCCCUCGCGUCCAGAAACACUUUGCCAAGUUCUCCAGUGUCGCAGUUGAUUCUCUGGCCGGCCAUGCUGACUACGAGAAACAGGUUGCUCUCGUCGCUGACCGCCUGGACACCAUCAUCUCGGCCAUGGACGACAAACUGCAACUUUUGGGCAACAUCAACUACAUGAAAUACACCCAUCUCGAGCGUGGAAUUUCUCGCGACACUUUUGAGGACUUUGGCCGUCUGCUGUUGGACGUUUUGGGUGCCAGUGGUGUCUCCUCUGACGACCUGGACUCAUGGAAGGGCGUUUUGGCCGUCUUUGUUAACGGAGUCUCCCCCAAGAAAUAAGAAAAAUUUUACAAUUUCAACCUCGGCUAAUGGAAUGUCGCUCGGAUUUUCUUUCAAUACACUUUUACAAUAGACCAAAAA
Daphnia magna is the source of this 1218-nucleotide messenger RNA. RefSeq lists its product as uncharacterized. Gene Ontology annotation, cellular component: hemoglobin complex; extracellular region. The transcript is spliced from 7 exons. The record is from RefSeq and is a predicted model, not a curated record. Bases 91 to 1137 code for a protein of 348 amino acids. Gene Ontology annotation, biological process: oxygen transport. NCBI's taxonomy places the organism in Eukaryota, Metazoa, Arthropoda, Branchiopoda, Diplostraca, Daphniidae. Gene Ontology annotation, molecular function: heme binding; oxygen binding.